AAACAAGACAAAACAAGCCGGGCUGCCCAAAGCGCUGCUGUUUCUCUGACCUUGUGUGACGUUGCCCCGACCGCGCCGUUGCUGAUCCUGACACUCGUUUGAACCCCCGUCUCUAGAUGCUCUUUUUCGGGUCCCGCUGCGAGCGCCUGUGUCUCACCCAGUUCUCCCUCGUGUCCCUGAUCCCCCGGCUGCUCCACAACCUGCAGGACUCGGCCGGGCCGGAGCUGGACAGUUACGAGAGAAGCCUUACCAUGCCGACAAGCCUGAGGACGAGCGACAGGAAUUCGCUGCUGUCCUACAUGGGCUUGCCCUUGCAAAUCUUCGACAAGGGAAGUCUCUUCGGCCCCUACACCCCUCUCCAACAACUCGACAUCCUCGCCGACUUCGGCACCAAGUCGUACAUCGUCGGAAGCACCAACUCGCUCCUCCUGCAACAAAAAGACCGCUACAGCGACAUCCUCAUCAACCUCGAUGAGGGCACCAUCAACGUGACCUCCCCCUCCCUCAGGGCCGCCCUGCAGCUCUCCACUCCCGACCGCCGCUGGAUCGACUUUAUCACCCAGAACGUGAACGACACCUGGGAUGAGGCCAACCCCAGCCGGCCCAAGACGAUGGGCUACGUUGGCAGCGAGGAGUUCAUCCGCGUGCAGUUCGAGGAAUACCUCCUGGCGCUCAUAUCGUCGGUCAAGUACCGCGCCCACCUCGCGCGGCACGCCAACAACCCGCGCAUGCUGCUGCCAGACAUCGACGGCGAUCCGUCGCACGACUUCGGGAACGACUUUGUCGAAGCCUGGUCGCGCACCCAAAACUUCCGCAUCUGGAACUCCCACACCGACUCGCACCUGUUCGACAUCGUCGAGCCGAAACACCCCUGCGCCGGCGGCCUGACCAUCGAGGACAUCCAGCGCCGCAUCACCCAGCAGGUACAGGACCUGCACUGGGACGAGCGGUUCGCGCAGGGACGCGAGGCGCUCGGCCGGAACCUGGCCGCCGGCAGGGAGAAGGCGAGCACCCUGUUUGGGAAACUGUACGCCGACAUGGAAGCGCUCCGGGAGGCGCAGAGGAGAAAGAGUGAGGAGGCCAAGUCCGCACAAUCCCGGGACGGGGCCUCGCCAACGGCCGGGAGCCAUGGUCAGGACCAACAGGAAAAGAAUGGCGCGGUGCCGGCUGUCGAUUUCACCAAGGCGCAGCAGACCAUGCAGGCCGUGGGCAGCAAGGCGGGCGCGUUUGUGAAUAGCUGGGCGGCGUGGGCGGGCGAGAAGAGGAGAGCUGCUUGGGGGGGAGGAAAGUCAUCAUCAUCAUCAUCAACGACGACGACGACGACGACGAACAACAGCAGCGGCGAUGCUCCUUCUAAUAACACCAACAGCAGUAGCAGCGGGGGAGGUGGGUGGGCCUCAGGAUGGGUCAGGAUAGGCAGCAGCAGUGGCAGCAGCAACAGCAACAAGAAUCGGGCCUCGUCUCCCCAGAGUCCUAGGGGCGGGUAUGACGCGCUCCCCUCGCAACCAAGUGACCGGGCAUCCAUCAUCUCCUCGGCCAGCAGGCGCUCAACAGACGCCUCAGAUCGCGCCGCCGAGCAGCGGCCGCUCAACACCAAUAGGUUCAGCGCCGCCUCGACCAGCGGAGAGUCGAUGCUCGAUGACGCGGCCGCCACCGCGGAGCGUGCUUCCGUUCCUCCGAGCAGCCUUACCCCUCCAAGAUCACCACCGGGCAAAGAAGGGUCAGGCAAGUCGGAAGUCGGGCCGGAAAGGGGGAGGAUAGAUAUCGGGGGAGAGCAGCAGCGGAAGAAUAAGGAGGAACAGGGGGAGGAGGAGGAGGGAAGUAGAUCAAAGGAAGAAGGGAUCGAGCGAGACCCCAAACCUGACUCCAACCCUAAGCCAGAGCUUGAGUCUGGACCUGAACCCGGGCCAUCUCCCACCUUGUCUCCGAACCCUGCCGUCGCGGAAGCGGCUGAGGUGCAAGAGCUGUGGAACAGGAGGUGACGAUUUCUUCUACGGUUGUUGGUCGGAAAGAGAGAGAAGGGGGGGAACCGGGGGGGCGGAACUGCCGGCCGUAUGUCGCAUUGGCGACUCUGCACUCAGUACCAUAACCACCUACGGAGUAUGUGUCUUUCCCGGUUUUGGUAGACGCGUGAGGCAAAGCGCGUGGCCAACGGCGACGGCAGUUCGAAGAUGUGCAAAUAUGCAAAUAUCAUAGCUGAAAGGCCGCAUUGGACAUUCCAGCUGGUUGGUCGCAGAAAUAAUUGGAUUGUAUUUCGGAAAGAGAGAUUUUUUUUUUUUUUUCGGGCAUGGAUACUAUAACCUGAAGAGCGGUGUAUCUAGAAAA
Messenger RNA from Thermothelomyces thermophilus ATCC 42464, 2325 nucleotides. RefSeq lists its product as uncharacterized. Gene Ontology annotation, cellular component: cytoplasm. The coding region runs from base 117 to 1982 and encodes 621 amino acids. NCBI's taxonomy places the organism in Eukaryota, Fungi, Ascomycota, Sordariomycetes, Sordariales, Chaetomiaceae. The transcript is spliced from 2 exons. The record is from RefSeq and is a predicted model, not a curated record.